Moneuplotes crassus is the source of this 1414-nucleotide messenger RNA. The record is from the annotation of a GenBank genome assembly. Lineage: Eukaryota; Ciliophora; Spirotrichea; Euplotida; Euplotidae.
AAAAAUGGAGCAGAAGGCGAAUCAGAUGCAAGUUCAGUCUGAUAAUUCAGUCAUUGAGAGAGAGGAUCCAAGCACAGAAAAAAGUGUAGGUAUUACUCAAGAGCAAUCAAAUGACAGUUUACUAGUUAAAGUAAUUCCGCGGAAUUUUGAUGAGCUUCCAAAUUCCCACAAUACAAGCUCAGAAAAGCCUGGUGUUGAAGCAAAUAUGCACAUAGCUCUGAAUGAAGAAGACAAGAAAGAUUCUUUGGAUAUGCCAAGUUCGAUAGACAGCUCUAAAACUAGCAGUCUUUCAUCUAAAAACUUUUUAAAGCAAACACAUGGAUCUUGGAACAUAAAUCCAUGGGCAGAGCAAACAAGAAAAGGUAAAUCUCCAAACCAGGACAAGAGUGAGGCAUCAUGCACAAUUAGUCAAAAAGAUGAUUGCAAACCUAGUAGAGUCCAUCCAUUCGGAGUAUAUGUGGAUGCAGAUAUAGCAAAUUUUAGAGAAACUAUCUCCAAGAAUAGCUUUGACACUAUUGAUCAAGAAGAACACAAGGAGGAGGAUUCAGUCAAUCCUGUUACGAAGGGAUAUGAAAGUUCUCCCUCUUCAAGUAAAUGUCGAUCCAAUCAAGCUGACAUGUACUAUUCCACCAUUUGGGGCAGAUCUGAGUACAUCAUGAUAGAACUGAAUGUGCAGCAGAAGUAUAGAGACUUUCAGAGCAAGGUGUGCUCAGAUGUUAAAGAAAAUGGGUGUGAUGAUAUAUAUUUGGCAACAUCUCUAAAGUUUGAAUGCUAUAGAAAUGGUUCUCUUGCAUGGUAUAAACACAGAUUUCUCAGAAUUCCUGAUAAGAAUCAAAUUAUGAUUGAAUCAAAGAGAUUCAACGCUCUUGGAGUUUUCUUAUUUCAAAAUUUCCCAAGAAGAGUGCAAACCUGAUGGUUAUAUUAUCCACUUGAUGAUUGCCUUCUUCCCAACCAUAUUUUGCCUCAGAUCUUGAGAUUUAGCUCUUCAGUUAAAAAGGAAAUAUGUUUUUGUGGAUUCCAGUUCAAUGAAAAACAACUCAAAAGGUUUCUUGCAGCUUUCAGACAUGUUGAAAUUGUAGAGUUCUAUGGCUGCACUCUCUUAGUUCCAAGAGUUCCAGAUUUUUCGUUGGCUUUGAAGGGUUCUAAGAUCAGAGUCUUAAGAUUCACAUACAUUUCUUUCUCAAGAAAAUUCAAUUACUUCACCGGUCCUAAUGAACUGAAGAACUUGAUUGAAGGACUAGCCACUUCUCCUGAUCUCAAGAAAAGUUUGCAAGAGUUUCAUUUAGAAGGUUCCCGUUUUGAAAAAGAAUUGCUAGAAGUUUGUGAAGAAACAGUCACCCAGAUAUUUGUAAAGUAUUUCGGAAAGAGAAUUGUACUAAAAUAUUCCCCAUAUUAACUCAGAAGUAAUGGAUUG